AUGAAUUGUAGAGAAAUUGAAGAAGCAGAGAAGGAUCUAUUUGAAGGGGUUGUUAUUGAUGCAGAGAGGAUUGUGGCCAAUCGCGGAGUGGAGAUUGGAAACGGCGUGCAUGAGAAGGAUAGAGAGGCGCCCGGGAGAUACAAGAGGCUGCAAGCGAUUCUCGGGGAGGGAUCGUUUAAGAAGGUUUACAAGGCGAUUGAUCAGGAGGAAGGAAAGGAGGUUGCUUGGAACGAGAUAAAGAUGGGGGGGAGGGCAUGCGAUGGCAAAGAACGGGUGCUGUUUGCAAACGAGAUAGGGCUGCUAAAGUCUAUUUCGCAUCCAAACAUCUUGAAGAUAUUUGACUACUGGUUUACAGCAGACAGUUUUAUAUUUAUUACCGAGCUAAUGAGUGGGGGAACACUCAGACAGUAUAUAUCUGAGAUUGGAGAUCUGUAUGUGAAGCUGAUUAAGAAAUGGGGGAGGCACAUACUUGAAGGGUUGGUGUACAUGCACAGCCAAGACCCGCCGAUUAUCCAUAGAGACAUUAAGUGUGAGAACAUCUUUGUGAAUGCCGCGCUUGGGGAGGUGAAGAUUGGAGAUCUUGGUGUUGCAAAGGAGCGAAGGAUGAAGCGAUACACGGUUGUUGGAACGCCUCAGUUUAUGGCAAGGGAGAUGUUUGAAGGAGAGGGAUAUGGAGAGAAGAUUGAUGUGUAUGCAUUUGGAAUGUGCUUGAUUGAGAUGGCCACAGGGACAUAUCCGUACAAGGAGUUUAACAGUGCAGCAGAGGUGUAUAAGGCGAUUAUACAAGGGGUUCCGCCCGUUGUGCUAAGCUCGAUCAAUGACGUGUGCCUGAGGAAUCUGAUUAUGAACUGUUUGGUUUCUGAGAAGGACCGGCUGCGUAGUGUGGACUGCCUGAGGCACCAUUUUUUCAGUGCAAGCAAUACAUGCAAUGGAGAGUGUAUUCCGUCUGAGUGUAUGUCUGGCGUUCCUCUUACUGCGCCUGCAAGCGACAUGGAGAUAAGCUUUUUGUCAUUUAAGGACGAGGUGAUUACGUUCCAGCUGUUUUUCAUGAGCAUGGCAAGGUUUAUUAAGUUUGACUAUGACUUGAAUAAGGAUACCGUUGAAGAUGUUGCAAAUGAGAUGCUUGAGGAGGAUGUGGUGUCUGAGGAGCAGAGGGAAGCGCUUGUAACACUACUUUCGAAAGGACUUGAGAAUGCGAAGUCGAAAUACUUGAGGCGUGGCGAAGAGAGGGAUGAGGAAAAGAGCGAGGAGCGGGCUAUUGAGGAAGGGAUUAGGCAGAUGGAAGUGGAUGCUAUGAAGGAGAAGAGCGGCGUUAGGAAUGACUUUAACAAGAUAGGUGAUAGAGAGAUGAGCACAGAAGAUGCAGAGUCUAUGUCUGAGAUGGAUGUGAAGCCAAAUGAGUGUGAAGGGACUGGCAGGAAAGAAGAGCUGGGUGGUUGUGACACAAGGGUUGGGAAUAUAUGCAAGUCGCCUCUGAACUCACCUGAGAUGCUUGGGAAUGUGGAUGGAGGAAUAUCUGAUGAGCAGCGAAGGAUUGCGAUUAUUAAGUGUUUUGACGGGUUGGAGUGUCCUAGCAAGAAGUAUGACAACGAUGUAGUGAUUGAAGAGUUUGCAAUUGAUGUGUCUGUUGCAACGAAGAGAUCACCUGAAACGGCAGGCAACUGGAUAAAAGUGUUUAAGUCGAAUGACAUUGACACUGUUUUUGAGCUGAAGAUUCUUGUGGAUGAAGACUGGGACAAGCUUGACCUUACAGUGUUUUCUAGCAGAGCAAUGAAGAACAUUCUGUAUGGAAUUGACAAGAUUCCACUGAGGGAGAAGCAGCUUCCGACAAGCACGGCUACCAAGGACUAUGAUGGAGAGAUGGGGAUUAGGGAGUUUCUUGAAGAGGUUGCAUCGCAGGUUGGAAAGGAGAAGUGUGUGUCUGUAUGGGAAAGCAAGCUAUUGGCGCAGGACAUACGAACGGUUGAGGAGUUGAGGUCGUUGUACCAGGACGAUUGGGAUAGACUGGGACUGUCUGUGUAUUCGUGCAGAGUGAUUAAGAAUGUUAUUUUUAAGAAGGGAAAAAUUGUGUGUUGCUGA
This is a messenger RNA of Ordospora pajunii, 2079 nucleotides long. Its product is annotated as serine/threonine-protein kinase. Gene Ontology annotation, molecular function: ATP binding; protein serine/threonine kinase activity. Lineage: Eukaryota; Fungi; Microsporidia; Ordosporidae. Bases 1 to 2079 code for a protein of 692 amino acids. Gene Ontology annotation, cellular component: cytoplasm. The transcript has a single exon. The record is from RefSeq and is a predicted model, not a curated record. Gene Ontology annotation, biological process: intracellular signal transduction; protein phosphorylation.